This is a messenger RNA of Adelges cooleyi (spruce gall adelgid), 1138 nucleotides long. RefSeq names its product GTP:AMP phosphotransferase AK3, mitochondrial (gene Ak3). Gene Ontology annotation, biological process: nucleobase-containing compound metabolic process. The transcript is spliced from 4 exons. Lineage: Eukaryota; Metazoa; Arthropoda; Insecta; Hemiptera; Adelgidae. Gene Ontology annotation, cellular component: cytoplasm; mitochondrion. Gene Ontology annotation, molecular function: AMP kinase activity; ATP binding. The coding region runs from base 271 to 942 and encodes 223 amino acids. The record is from RefSeq and is a predicted model, not a curated record.
GGACGCAAAUCAACAGGUUUAUUUCAAAAUAAUAUUAUAAUUAAUGAGAUUAACAGCUAUAUAGCCCGUUGGACUUGGACUAGUUCCGGGUUUUAUUAUUAUUAUUAUUAUUGCAUAAAACAACACAAGUUUAUCAUCAUGAACAGAGUUUUAUAUAAAAGCGCUGCCAGUUUUUACUAACACAGUCAAACAACAAACAGAAAAAAAGAACAAACAAUAGAUAAAUAGUGCAAUUUUUUUCUCAUACAAGUAAAAAUACUUGCAAAAAAAAUGUCUGCAUCCAGACGACUGUCGUCUCUCAUAAUGGGCGCACCCGGAUCGGGCAAAGGUACGGUGUCCGAAAGGAUCGUCCGAACGUUCGAUAUGCUGCACGUAUCCAGUGGCGACAUACUGCGUAAAAUGAUCCGCGACAAGACCGAGCUAGGCGUCCAAGCCGACAAGUUCGUCUCAAACGGUCAGCUCGUGCCCGACGAUCUCAUGUUGAAAAUAAUCGGUUCCGAGCUGAGGCGGUUGUCGUCGGCCGACAGCAGUUGGCUGCUGGACGGAUUCCCCAGGACCAAACCGCAAGCGUUGAGUCUGUUCGAAAUAGCUCCGGUCCAGGUGGUCAUCAGCCUGGACGUGCCGUUCGACGUCAUUAUCGAUCGGGUCAAAGGCCGAUGGAUUCAUCCGGCCAGCGGACGGGUGUACAAUACGGAUUUCAACGCUCCCAAGGUGGCCGGGCGCGAUGACGAAACCGGCGAGCCGUUGGUUCAGCGCGAAGACGAUAAACCCGAAUCGGUCAAGAGACGACUGGAGAUUUAUUCGCAAAUGGCCGGGCCCAUUUUAGAAUUCUACGGCCAACAAAACGUUUUGGCACAAUUUUCAGGCAACACCACCAACGAAAUUUGGCCAAAAGUGUACGAGUAUUUAGCGACAAAAAUCGAACCCAAAGAAAAGCUUUAAAGGGUUUAAAUAAACUACCAAAAAUGUUAUUUUACAAUUUUUAAACAAAGUCUGCAAUCGUUUUUCAGUGUUAUCGGUUAUAUUUUUAUGAACAAUACCUUUUUUUUGGUUUUUAGCACAAAUCGUAACGCAUUCGAUUAACUUUAUAAAUAUAUAUUUAAGUAUAAAUAAAUACAUUUAUUCGAUUAAAAUAAAA